Gambusia affinis (western mosquitofish) is the source of this 1333-nucleotide messenger RNA. It is a transcript of the gene aptx, whose product is annotated as aprataxin. Gene Ontology annotation, molecular function: single-strand break-containing DNA binding; protein binding; mismatched DNA binding. The coding region runs from base 60 to 1061 and encodes 333 amino acids. The record is from RefSeq and is a predicted model, not a curated record. Gene Ontology annotation, cellular component: nucleus. Lineage: Eukaryota; Metazoa; Chordata; Actinopteri; Cyprinodontiformes; Poeciliidae. Gene Ontology annotation, biological process: double-strand break repair; single strand break repair. The transcript has 7 exons.
CAAGCGGGGUUUGCAACGUAUAUCUUGCUAAUGGUAAAAAAGAUUUAAAAAAUGAUAAAAUGCCUAUUUGCUGGCUUGUCAGUGAAGAGGGUACCCAUAAACCAAUCCCGUUACCUCAUUUACGUGCGGUUGUUGUUGGGCGAGGCCCAGAAACGACAAUUAAAGACAAGAAAUGCUCUCGGCAGCAAGUUGAACUGAAAGCUGAAUGCAACAAAGGUUAUGUCAAAGUUAAACAACUGGGCUUAAACCCCACCUCAGUAGACUGUGUGGUGGUGGGGAAAGGCAAUGAGGUCAGAAUAAAACCUGGACAGAAGCUCCACAUUGUCAAUCAGCUUUACCCCUACACCAUACAGUUCAAAGAAGAUCUCUCUGGGCACCACAGCAGCAUCAAAAGUCCAAGAGAGAAAACAUCGAAGAACAGUGAUGGCCAGAAAAAUGUUCAGACUCUAAAAGCUCCUAAACAGAACACAAAUGGCUCUCCAUCAGUAUGUCGUGCAGAAAACACAAAAACAAAUGAAAAUGUCGGACAUUGGAGCCAAGGUCUGAAAACUUCAAUGCAAGAUCCUCAGAUGCAGGUUUACAAGGAUGAUAAGGUUGUUGUGAUUACAGACAAGUACCCCAAAGCUCGCUACCACUGGCUAGUCCUUCCAUGGCAGUCGAUUCCCAGCCUGAAGGCUUUACGUGGAGAGCACUGUGAUCUUCUCAAACACAUGCAGCAGGUUGCUGACCGCAUGAUCCAGCAAUGUCCAGAUUCCAGCACACUGCGGUUCCGGUCAGGUUACCACGCUAUCCCAAGUAUGAGUCACAUCCAUCUCCAUGUGAUCAGCCAGGACUUUGACUCUCCUUGCUUGAAGAACAAGAAGCACUGGAACUCUUUCACAACAGAGUAUUUCAUUGAUUCUGAUGAUGUUAUUCAGAUGCUUGAGACAUGUGGAAAAGUCACUGUUAAAGAAGGUUCCAGUGAAUUGUUGAAACUACCUCUCCGCUGCCAUGUGUGCCACAAAGAGUUUCCUACAAUACCUUCUCUGAAGGACCACUUGAAAUCUCACUUUCCCAGAUAAUUGAGUGGUCUUAACAUAGAAGUAAACACACGUUUAGUGUAUUUUUCUAAAAUGUUGUCUUGCAUUAAGUGUUGUAAUUAUGCAAGUUGAAAAUUUGUCACUUCUUUUGUACAUUUUUGAAAAUGUAAAAAAAAAAAAUGCUUGUCUAGAGUGCAUUUGUCAGUCUUAUGUCAAAUGUUGAUCCGCUCUGACUUUAUUUUUGUUUGUACACUUCAUUUUCAAAUAGGUUUAGUUCUUCAUUCUGAUGCAAUAAACAUUUUCUAGAGACUUUA